Messenger RNA from Rhagoletis zephyria (snowberry fruit fly), 3051 nucleotides. RefSeq names its product solute carrier organic anion transporter family member 4A1-like. Gene Ontology annotation, biological process: sodium-independent organic anion transport; transmembrane transport. Gene Ontology annotation, molecular function: protein binding. Gene Ontology annotation, cellular component: basolateral plasma membrane. The record is from RefSeq and is a predicted model, not a curated record. NCBI's taxonomy places the organism in Eukaryota, Metazoa, Arthropoda, Insecta, Diptera, Tephritidae.
UGCCAUUGGACGUGCGGUUGGUGCAACAAUAUUGCAAAAAUUAUUUAGAGUCAAAGUCAAUCCAAGAAAUACUGUGAAUAAUAUUAUCAACAACCAAAAUCGGCUGAUAACAAUUCAGGGCACCCAAUUACCUACAUUCACACUGCCAUAUGGAAACCAAAAGCUGCGAAUUUUCCAACUUUAAACUAUUCAACUACCUCACAAUAACUACAAAAUAUUACAAACAACUUAUUCUAUAGAAUAAGAAAAGCUGCCAGUGUCUCGUUAAAGACACCAACAAUCAACAAUAGUUAAAUAACCACCGCGAGAAAGCACCGAAAGCAAUAACAAUACACAUUAAAAUUGUUAUCGAAUAUGAAAAAAUUUAAUGGAAACCUUUUAGAAAUCUCGUAGAACAACCCAGUGGCAUACCGCCUUCAUAGCUAGUCCGAACUUUAUUGUACCAGUAAUAAACAUCCCACCCCCUUUACUUCGACUUGCUUUACAUCGGUGGUCAAGGCAGCCGGCAUUUAAUAUGAAUCCCUCGUCCCUUGCCAAUGACGUCGACACCGCGGCAACUCCAAAAUCGAACAAAUUCCAAUCAUCACAGCGCCAACUAACAGCAAGCGCAACUGCGAACACUCCAGUGGUUACGCCAACCUCGCCUUUGACAAAUGGACGUUCUGAAAAUGGCUACAAGCGUCAUGGCCCAAACGGAGAGGCCAGUUUGAAUGGAACACCUUUGCAAAACGGCCAUGGCACAAAUGGUUAUCAAAAUGGAGCACGUCGUGACUCUACUCAAGCCUGGACGCCUCUAUUGGCUAGUCCCAAUAGCACCGAUAGCACUGCUCUGAUUAACGGCAAUGGAGGUGCCGGUGGUGAUAGCAGCUUAGUUGGUACAGAAACUGUUAUAAUUAGUGAAGUCGACAAUGUGGAUGCACCGGAGGGCAAUGCAAACCCAGCUAAUAACACAACUGUGCUAUAUGCUACAUCUACAAGCAACAACAACGAAUGGAAGGAUGCCGAGCAAUCUAAUAAUCUCAAGAAUGGUCUACUACACUAUCCGGUUAACCAUCAAGGCAACAACAAUGGUUCCCUAAUGAAUGGCAAGAACGGCAUUGGAUUGGGCGUGCCUGAUAAAUACGACGAACAAGAUCCUCUCACUGGCCUUUAUACUCAAAAGCAUAUUCGUCCGCAUGAGCCAGAUGAAUCGGACUCUGAUUCCGAACUUAGUAAUGUCGACGGACAAGGGCCAGGUUGUGGUCUCUUCGGCUGUCGGCCAAAAUGGGCACGUAACUUCGCUUCGACCAAUGUUUUUAUGAUCGUGUUUCUGCUCGCCUACAUUCUGCAGGGAAUGUAUAUGACAUAUUUCGUGUCGGUUAUCACCACUAUUGAGAAACUAUUUCAAAUCAAAUCGAAAACUACCGGCCUUUUGCUAAGCGCCAGUGAGAUGGGCCAAAUUAGCACCGCUAUGCUGUUGACAUACUUCGCUGGACGUGGCCAUCGUCCACGUUGGAUCGCUUGUGGCAUGGUGCUAUUCUCCAUUGCAGCAUUUUCUUGCUCACUGCCGCAUUUCAUAUUUGGCAAGCAAUUAAUGCAAUCUCUCGACCAUUUAAGUAAUGGUGGUAACGGUGGUAAUACGGCGCUGCGAACCUUAAAUGGACAAGUAUUACAAGCCAGUUAUGGACUGCGUGGAAUCAAUGACACAGUGAAUGCAACAAGCGCAAAUAUUUUUGAGGGAGGCAUUAGCGCAUUGAUAAAAAGUUCACAUGAUGUGAAUCUCUGCAGACAUGGACAGAAUGCGACACGCUCCAGCGCUGAAUGUGAUGAAGACCAAAAAUUGGAACAGGCUUCACACUCUAAAAUCACAGUAAUUGUGCUAUGCAUAUUCUUUGCUAGUCUCUUGAGCUCUGGUAUUGGACAGACGGCCGUGGCAACGCUCGGCAUACCAUAUAUAGAUGAUAAUGUGGCAAGCAAGCAGUCACCCAUGUAUAUGGCCAUUACAAUUGGUGUACGUAUUUUGGGUCCUGCAUCCGGUUUUAUAGUGGGCUCAUUUUGCACACGUUGGUACGUCAACUUCUCAAAUCCUGAGUUCGACGCAAGCGAUCCACGCUGGAUUGGUGCUUGGUGGCUAGGGCCAGUUGGCAUUGGUAGUUUAAUGAUGCUAUCAUCCAUCGCGAUGUUCUCAUUUCCAAAACAGCUGCGUGGUAAACGGAAACCCAGUGCGGUCGAAGCCAAAGAGAAUGUCGUUGAAGAAACAGCCGCGACAGCAGAAGUGGAUGAAAAGCCCAAAUUAAGAGAUUUCCCAAAAACAGUACGACGCCAAUUGAGCAACGAUAUUCUGAUGUUCCGUACUGCUUCGUGCGUGUUUCAUCUACUGCCAAUUGCAGGAUUAUACACCUUUCUACCGAAAUACCUCGAAACACAGUUCCGUGUGACCACAUACGAUGCCAACAUGAUCGCCGCCUUCUGUGGCAUACUCGUUAUGGGUAUCGGCAUUGUUAUAUCCGGUUUAGUCAUAUUAAAAUUGAAGCCAUCAGCGCGCUCAGUAGCUGCUUGGAUUGCAUUUACAGCGCUCUUCUACUCAGCCGGCAUGGUAAUCCUAAUGUUCGUAGGAUGUAGCAUGAGCGACUUUGCCGGUUAUAAGACUGGCACGAGCAAUAACUCUGCCAUGAUCGAGGAAGCAUGUGACCUCAACUGUUCCUGUGAUAAGGAGAAUUUUGCGCCCAUUUGUGGUGUUGACGGACGUAUAUAUAUUUCCACCUGCCAUGCUGGAUGCGAAUCAUCUUCGAUGCGAGAAAGCGAUAGCCGCGUCGUAUUUAGUAACUGUACUUGCAUUCCAGAUUCUUUAGGGAACCCUGAACCGUACCAAGCGGUUAAUGGAUACUGUGAUAGUAAUUGCAAGAAUUUCGUAUUCUUCAUUUUAAUAUUUGUCGUUUGUGUGUUUAUGCAUUCGACGUCGGAGGUGGGCAGCAUGUUGUUGGUGAUGCGUUGCACCCAUCCAAAAGGUAUGUGGAAAUAAAUAUACAUAUGUACAUAGUAAAUACAUAAACAUACAAUACAUAAACAGUU